Mycena indigotica is the source of this 1341-nucleotide messenger RNA. RefSeq lists its product as uncharacterized. The transcript has 9 exons. Bases 1 to 1341 code for a protein of 446 amino acids. The record is from RefSeq and is a predicted model, not a curated record. NCBI's taxonomy places the organism in Eukaryota, Fungi, Basidiomycota, Agaricomycetes, Agaricales, Mycenaceae.
AUGCCGCCCAACCGCUCUGCCUCCGCGCCCGAGACGGCGGCGCUGCUCGUGUCCGUGAUGAAGGACAAUGCAGAGCUCAAGUCGGCGCUCGAGGUGAAGUCGAAGGACGUCCAGGCGGCGGAGCAUGCGCUUGUGCUGCUCGUUGAGGAGAACCAGGCGCUCGGCAAGGAGGCAAACGAGGCGCGGGAAGACGCGGAGAUGGUGCAGAGACGGCUCAAGCACACUGUUGAGAGAUUGGAGGAUGCGGAGGACGACGUCGAGCGCCUGAAGUCGGCAUUGCGGGAGCGGGACAGGGCGAUCUCGAGGCUUGAGGAGGAGAACGCGAUGCUGACGGAGGCGAAUGAGCAUCUCAGCCGGAGGAGGGAAGACCAGGACCGCUAUAAGGAGCGGAACGCGACGCAGCAACCGUCUCAAGCCCGUAUUUCGCGUUUCUCUGCACCCAAGUCCGACAAGAAGGAACCUGGAGAAGUGUCUUGGCCCAGUCCUGCCGUACCACCCCCGCCAUAUUCAAGCUCCCCAACACUCACAAAACCGUCGUUUACCCUCGACAGAAACCGAACGCUUCCUUCUACCAGCACACGAUGGAAUGCUGAGAAGCCGGCCAAUGAGCGAACAAUCCUGAACCAAUACAUGUACAGCCUGCCUCUUCCCAGCAACCUCCGCAUGGACAAAUUCGAUGAGGCCAAUGCGGUGGAGCGAUUCGAUUCCGCUGACACUAUCUAUGAGGACUUCCCCAGUAGCCGGCCCCCGCUGUUCCUCCCUGGCCGCAUGUUGUGGGUCCCACCGAGAGGAGGCUAUGAACCACGCGGAGGCCAUGCCCUCGCAUACGCGCCGACACACGAAUAUAUUGGCGAUGCUUGGCGCGAGCACACGCAUUUGACGUCGCUCGCAUCGCGCGAGGUCGACCUCUUCUUCAGCCACCACGAGCGGCUAUACUACGCCGGCGUGUACCGCGUGCUCAGCCUGCGUGGGGUCACGGGGUAUACACCGGGCGGGGAACUCCCGACCUCCGAAAUCUCGCAGCCCGCGCUCUUCCGCGCGAUGCACGUGCGCCAACACGCGCCCGAGGACGUCGCCAAGCUCCGGCGGAACCCCGCGUUCGGCGACGGGCGGCCGACGGUCGAGUGCUUCGGGCUGCAGUUUCUGCGCUACGACGACCGGGUAAGGGACACGCUGUGUGCGCGGUUCGCCGGUGCGGCGGGGCGGCUGCAGGACCGCAUUGGCGGGAAGCGCAGAUGGGACGAGCAGGCGGGGGAGGGGGAGGGGGCGACGGGGAAGAAGGCAAAGUCCGAUGGCAAGCUGUACGAGAAUAAGGUGUGGGUCCGCCCGGGGCUGAAGUAG